This is a messenger RNA of Ceraceosorus guamensis, 3719 nucleotides long. RefSeq lists its product as hypothetical. The coding region runs from base 126 to 3542 and encodes 1138 amino acids. Lineage: Eukaryota; Fungi; Basidiomycota; Exobasidiomycetes; Ceraceosorales; Ceraceosoraceae. The record is from RefSeq and is a predicted model, not a curated record. The transcript has 4 exons.
AAGGAUCGCAGCUUUUCCAGCCGUACAUAUGGCGGCGUACGCACCCUAGCCAAACGUCCGCCUCCCCAAACGUCCUCACUUUUUACGACGCACCUUUGAACUCCCAACUCGACAUCUUCUCCAACAUGAAGGCUUUACGCUUGAUGCGUCGCAAGUCGUUCGGCGAGGAUCGGGCCAAGCGCGAAGGUCACGAAGCACCGCCCGCGAUGGCCCCUCCCAUGCCCACUCACCAGCAGCGGGACUUUGGCACACCCAGACCUCCAGCGCACUCCAACACCAUGCCAGACAUUCGAUUCAGCGGAUUCGACUUCGACAAUCUCAUACAUGAUGCUACCAAGAGGGCUACGGCCGAUAACAACUUCGCACCGCGCACGGGCGCGUGGAACAAGAGCAGCACGCUUCCUUCUUCUGCUCAUCAAGGAAGCAGGUUGAUGAAGUACUCCCCACCGCCCAACUUGGCUUCUCAGCAGGCAGUUCGGAUGCAUGUGCACGCUCCAGCCCCGCCAUCGCCGACCAGAAUCAAUGACAAUUUCCAGACCGCAGUAUUCCCUCGACCGGCCUUUUCUCCGGCAGCUUCCUUUGCCACGGCUAGAGACUCUCCCUCUUCUUCACCAGAGAUGCGCGCGCAGGCCCAUCUGCAAAGUCAUAGUCCAACGCCGAACGGGCUCGUCGCUGCUCAAGUUCCAGUCGAGCGAUCCCCUGGCAUGCCUGCUGCUGCUCCAUCCUCUCCUUCAAACAGGCGCAGUCUUCGCAAUUCUGUAUCUCAGCCCGCCAUGAAGGGGUCCGCACCCAAGACAAUGGACUCGAUUUUGCCGCCGCCCAUGCCCAAAGGCGCUAGUCCCAAGCAAGCCUUGCCCGCGCAGCACCCACUCGCAUCGAGACGAGAAUCCUCACGAUCUCUGCCUCUUGGAGAUGCUCAACCUCAGCUUGUUCAGUCGGCUUCCAAGCGAAGUCCUCGAGCUGAAGUUGAGCGACCGCGCGCGACAGAAGCCCAAUUGCUGGCAAAGCAGCACUCUUCCAAGAAGCGCGAUAGCUCUAUGCCGGGCAGCACCUCACCCAACGUGAGCUCUCCGCCUACGAUGAAUGCCAAAAGCAAGGACAGGCGAUCUAGUCAGGGUGCAGUCGGACCUACCAAACCGGAUCGCGCGAGCUUGAUCAAGCCCAAGAGUGAUUCAGGCAGGUUGUCGAAGCGCUUCGAAAGGGACGCCAGGGAGCAAGAGUCGUCCGCUCGAGCAGAAGAGGCCAGGAGAAUAGCAGCUGAGCAGCGAAAGGCAGACAAGGAGAAGCUUGAAAGGGAGCAGAUGCAGAGAGAACUCGUGCACCGCUUGGAGAUGGAGCAAGCGCAAAUGGAUGCUGCUGCAGUGCAGGAACGCGGUCGUCUGGCUGCGCUAGCUGCGCGCGAGGAACGUCUGCGCAAGCAAAAUUCGGCCUCCGUCUUGGCCGCACCACCAAAAUCUCCCGCGCGAGGACCACAUCCGCCAAGCGCUUCGGGUCCUAGAGAUGCAACAUUGCGCAGAUCAGCGUCUGCAACGACUACGCAGGACGCUGCUGCUCCCAGACCCAUCGCAAAGCGUGGUGCUACACAGACCGAGAGCGAUGCUCCGCAUGCCCCCAGCGUCUCGUUCCAGCCGCCCGCCGGCGAGCGUCAAAUUCGGGUCGUGGGGGUGAACGGCACCGCCACUUCUCCGCAAGAUGCAAAGCCAAAGAAGAUGAAGCGCACCACUUCACGCUUUAAUAGAGCUGUAGCGAAAGGGUCACGCGGACAGACUGCACCGCUGUCGCCUCGUUCAGAGGGCCACGUCCAAGAAGUCGUCCAGCUGAGCAUGCAAGAGACACAAGCUAGACUUGCUGCAGGUCAGCCUCGAAAAGACAGGCAAACGAUGAGCAAACCAGCCAAGACUUUCGGAGUGGGAUGGAGCUGCGCUGGAACUGCAGAUCCCGCUCUGGCCGUAUCUCACCGCAGAUGCGUGCAGUACGUAGUUCUGCGGCCAAGAGACAGUACGGAUGAGAAUGGUCAGCGAGGUUCGCGAGGUAAAGGCAAGGGCCGGUACCAGACAGAUGCGCACACCCCGCCGAUGAGCAUUGCUGGGUCGGAAGGCAGCUCUACCUCGCCUUUGCAACAGCGAGCAGAGGAAGAAAUUGAAGAAGAGGAAGACGAUGGUCUGGUAGAGACGACGGAAGAGCGGUGGUUCUCUGACCUUGGAGAGCACAUUUGGACGCGAACGACGCCCGAUGUGAUCGCGAGGCUGGUGGACCACUUGGACUUUGCGGACGUGAAAGCUCUGCAUCAGACGUGCUCUUCCAUUCGUCAGACAUUGGGACAGCUAGCUGGGCGAGAAGUCACGCUGCGGCGUUUCCUCGCACCCAUGGGCUAUCGCACAUGGCAGCCUACUCGACGCGAUCAGCCUCCGGUGGAUCCGCUCCCACUCAGCCUGUCCGACUGCGAAGCUUUUUUGCUCAGCCACGAUGUUGCCCCCGAGUAUGCGGCUGUUGCGCAGCAAUACAUUUCUGAUCGUCGAACUCUGGACCCCUCCAUCCCUAGACUCGCUCUUGCGACUGUCAGAGCGUACAAUCGCGUGCUGGCACGUCUUCGACUCCAGCCUCGAUUCAGUAUACCCCGCUCGGCAGCAACGCAGAAACUUUCGCCCGUCCCGGAUUCGAACCAGACUGCCACUUCACCAUCCUCGAGCCCCAACAGCAAUGGCAAUGCGCCCGUCGUGGAGCGUUCCCUUUCCUCUGCGCAAGCUCAGCUCGUAUCGCCUUGGAAGCCAGGAAGAGCUGCUCACUACAGGGUUUGGGUGCCCACUGCCGAUCCUGCCGGCUGGAUGAGCGACUCUGAGCUUGGCCUGUGCGAAGCUCAGAUGUACAGAUCUGGAGUGUGGGACAAGGCCUUGCUGCGCGGCGAUAUUGUCUGGAAUACGGCCGUGGGUGACGAGCUGAAUGCUGGCAAACUCAUCUUUGACGGUCAAUACUUGCGCGACCUGUCCUACGCCUACGACCCUGCUGGUCAUUUACCUUCUUGGUGCAACGUUCUGCUCUUCCCGCCUUCGUACUUUCACAACGUCUUGCGAAGCUCGAGCGGUAGUCCAGUGUGCUACUUGGAUAUCCUGCCUUGGAGAGAUGCGCUCUUGAGCUCUAUGCGCCUUGUGCAAGAUCACAUUGAGACCACGACGCCGCACGGCCGUUAUAGGGUAGCCAAGUGGCUCUAUCGAGCGGCGGUAAAUGUUACUGGAGGACAAAUCAUUUCGGAUGAAGGUCUGCAAGUGGUAGACGAGGGCUGGCACGGCCGACUGGUCAUCGAAACGGAAGGAACCAGCGAACAUGCCAAGGCGCUCAUUGCGAGAUGCGCCGGACCUACGGCUACACCGGCCUCGAGAGCUGCUCUACUCGCUUGCGUCAUCAACGAGGCUGGAAGGACAAAUGCCAAGUUUGAGCCGCCUGCUACACGUGAUGCGCAGGGCGCAAAGGUGGAGACCACUUCUGCGUGGAUGAUACUUCGCGAGCGCUCUCGACCGGGCGAGAUCUGGCUCAGACCGCUGUAGAAGACCGCUCUAGGAUGUAUUGUGAUCGCAUCUUUCUCUUUACGGAACGCGCACUCGUCUGCGGAAAUGCGCUGGCCGUCUGACUGCACAUCCUGGACGGAGACGAAAUUCGCAAGCACCUGGCUCUAAGCCAAUCCGGGCAACCUCCCCAACCCUCGCACCGACCCGGACCCACAC